UCUGCAUGAUACGCCCCGAGAAAGUGUUUUUCCUGGCUAUUGACGGUGUUGCUCCUAGAGCCAAAAUGGAACAAAUGAGAAGUGGAAGGUUUUCCCGCUGCCAAGGUGAUGAGAAAUCAAAAACUGCAGCCACAGAAAAGGGCAAAAUUUUGCCCCCAGGAGAGCCCUUUGAUCCGAACUGCAUCACUCCCGGCACAGAGUUCAUGGAUCGCCUGGACCAAAAAUUUCAGAAUUUUAUCACCUCAAAAAUCUCCAAUGAUCCUUCAUGGCAGUCGUGUACUGUCAUCUAUUCUGGGCAUCAGGCUCCAGGAGAAGGCGAGCACAAAAUCAUGGACUACAUCAGGUAUCACCGCAGCCAGCCAGGCUACGAUCCUCAUACGCGCCACUGCCUCUACGGCCUCGAUGCUGACCUCAUCAUGCUGGGCCUCGCCUCACAUGAGCCUCACAUUGCCCUGCUCAGGGAGGAGAUGAAGUUACGAGGUCACUUCCGAUUAGCCAAACGCCCAACAGCCACUGAAGAAACCACGUACCUGUGGCUGCAUCUGAGUCUCCUGCGAGAGUAUAUCAACCAUGACUUCCAAGACAUCAGUGACAAGUUAUCAUUCAAAUAUGAUUUGGAAAAAAUUAUCGACGACUGGGUUUUCAUGUCAUUCGUGUUGGGAAAUGAUUUCAUCCCUUGCUUGCGCCCGAUGCAGAUCGAUGCAUUACCAGAGCUCUUUGACGCUUACAAGAGCGUCAUGCCAGAGCUGGACGGAUACCUCAAUGAAGCAGGCACCCUCAACCUGCCGAGGUUUCAGGAGUUCAUGGCUAAGCUGGCCGAGUUUGAUUACUUGAAUUUUCGCCUUUCGAAAACCGCUCUACAGUACAUCGAAAGUCAUGAUGAAAGCACACUUAUCCAGACCACAGACGCUCUCCAAAAUGUCAACAAUGAAGCGGAAAACAAUUUUAAUAAUAAUAAAGAGGAAAGCAAUGUCAGCGGUGAUAAUGAAGAGGAAAGCAAUGUCAACGAUGAUAAUGAAGAGGAAAGCAAUGUCAACGAUGAUAAUGAAGAGGAAAGCAAUGACAACGGUGAUAAUGAAGAGGAAAACAAUGUCAACGGUGACAAAGAAGAGGAAAACACUGUCAACGAUGAUAAUGGAAAUGAAAACAAUGUCAAUGACGUAAAAGAAGCGGAAAAAAAUUUCAACGAUGAAAAGAAAGACAAUUCUUAUGAUGGAGGUGAGCUUGGUGGUAGUAUCUCUUGGGCAGCUCUUGAUGACGAUGAGAUCGUCCAGCCUGCUGAAGAGACUCUCCGGAAUCUUGAUAUUCGCGACCGUGAUCUCAUAUCUGGCGUCGAAGAAAACCACGACCUUACAGGAGAAUUUCUUGAGCAUAGGCGCAAAUAUUACGUCAGUGAAAUGGGCUACGCGGUUGAUGUCACAUUGGAUGUCAUAAGUCGGGAGCAGACCGGCAGCUACGUAAGAGGACUGCAAUGGAUCCUGCAUUACUACUACAACGGUAUUCAGUCAUGGUCUUGGUAUUACCCCUUCCAUUGCGCACCUUACAUUUCAGACAUCAAAGAUUUCUCUGACUGCCCCAUGGAGUUCGAACUAAGCCACGCCAUGAUGCCGUUUGAACAGCUGAUGGCCGUCCUGCCGCCCCAGAGCGCCCAGCUGCUGCCUCAGUGCUACGCUGACCUCAUGCUCAGCCCAGACUCGCCUAUCAUCGACUUCUAUCCGCGUGAACAUGACCGAGAAGCUGAGCCACGCAUGCCUUUCAUUGACGAGGAACGUCUGCUGGAGGCCAUGUCUAAAGUGAGCCAUCGUCUCACUGAAGACGAGCGACGACGCUCUGUUCAUGGUCCCACGCACGUCUACAACUUCACGCCGGACGACCUCGGUGCAUACGAGAGUCCCGAGCAUUUCCAACCGGUUUGCAUGAACCAUGCCAAGUGCGACUUGAUUCACGGAGAGGCGUGGAGCAUCCCUAGGGAGGAUAUCCUGAGGGGCUUGUGUCCUGGAGCGCAGACUGAGCUUUACUUCCCAGGCUUCCCUUCGCUCAAGAAUCUGGCGCAUACAAAUCGUGUUGGGCGUGUCUACGCGCAAGCGUUCCAGCAAUCCAUCAUCCUUGAAGUGCCAGAUGCCUUCUUUUGCCCGCACCCUUCGUUCGAGUGGUUCAAGAAGAUCGCUCAGGAACUCCUAAACAAAAUCGUCUACGUUGACUGGCCGCAUCUUAGAGAAGCUCUGGUGGUUGGCUUGAGCUGCGGCAGGUUCAGAGUCUCCCUGUUGCCCGGCGCCUCAUCCAUGAUUAAAAUCGAAGUGUUUAACGACAAUCCGCUCUACGGAACUUCGCGAGAACAAAGAGAAUUCCUCAGAGCUGCUAAUGCCCUUCGCUCUGACCUUCUCUACAAGUGGGGUAUCGAUGCUGGCCGCUCCAGCCUCCUAGUGCACUGCAAGCCCAUCGCUGGCAGACGUUACGUGGUGACCUCGUGCGGCAAGUGGUCCCUGAGCUACGAGUGGUCGCCGGCCACGCAGACAUACCUCGCGCAGACUCUGGUACGGGACAUCGCAGUCUGCGACCCAACACUCCCCAAGACCUGCAGUCUUGAUCAGCUCUUCCCUGCUGGCACCAAAGUCUUCAUGCUCGGACAACCCCACCACGGUUGUUGCGCCACGGUGCUGGAGAACUCGCCCAGCAACAAAGCUGAUGCUGGAACCAACGACGAAGUUCUUGUUCGAGUUGAGACGCGUUACGAGCCUGACUUGAGCCGCCUCAAGUCAUCAGUCCCGGGACAUAAAUACCUGCACGCAUUCGAGGUGGGCGAACGCCUGGGUAUGUCGCAGGAGACGGUGAUGCGCCUCGCAGGCACGGUGCUGAUGGUGCUUAGAUCAGACCCUGACGAGCCUCCAUUGACCCCCACCUUACCUAAGCCUAAGAUCAACAUUGGACUUGACCUCUUGUUCUUCAAACAGAUGCAGGAGGUACUCGGCUACAGUCACCGCCACAGCGACGGCUUGUGGCUGUUCACGGAAGAGACGGUGGCUCUGCUCGAGGCUUACAACGCGAAGUUCCCCCGCUUCGUCGAGGCAGUUUGUAGAACCCGCGGCGACGUUACUGAGGAGGAGCUCUUCCCGGGACCCAACGGAGAGGAUGAAUGCGACUCACUCUUGGACUUCCUGAUGAAGUCUGAAGGCGCACGCAGCGUAAGGCGAUCGUUGGGUUCCGAGUUGCUGGCGCCCGAGGCCGUGUCUUGA
This is a messenger RNA of Hyalella azteca, 3233 nucleotides long. RefSeq names its product 5'-3' exoribonuclease 1. The transcript has 14 exons. Gene Ontology annotation, molecular function: 5'-3' RNA exonuclease activity; RNA binding. Gene Ontology annotation, cellular component: nucleus. Bases 6 to 3233 code for a protein of 1075 amino acids. Gene Ontology annotation, biological process: nuclear-transcribed mRNA catabolic process; rRNA catabolic process. The record is from RefSeq and is a predicted model, not a curated record. Lineage: Eukaryota; Metazoa; Arthropoda; Malacostraca; Amphipoda; Hyalellidae.